Lynx canadensis (Canada lynx) is the source of this 5355-nucleotide messenger RNA. RefSeq names its product G protein-coupled receptor 21 (gene GPR21). NCBI's taxonomy places the organism in Eukaryota, Metazoa, Chordata, Mammalia, Carnivora, Felidae. The coding region runs from base 1980 to 3029 and encodes 349 amino acids. Gene Ontology annotation, cellular component: membrane. The record is from RefSeq and is a predicted model, not a curated record. Gene Ontology annotation, biological process: G protein-coupled receptor signaling pathway. The transcript has 2 exons. Gene Ontology annotation, molecular function: G protein-coupled receptor activity.
UCGGACGCUUAACCGACUGCGCCACCCAGGCACCCCAUUGAUAAGCCCUUUGUAUGUAUACCCUGUCGCCUUUAUUUUGCAACAACUCUGUAAAGUAGGAAGUACUUUAUUUUUAUAAAUGGUGAAACUUGAGUGUAAAAGAGGCUAAGUAAUAUAAGAGCAAGGAUUUGAAUCAGAUGGGUGUUCAGUGCCAUAGUGUUUUUUUUAUAUGCCACACUUUGCUAUGUUCUCCAGUAAGACCUAUCAAAUAUAUCUCUCAAGCUUAUGUGCAAUACGUUCUUCAGUUUCUUGCCUUCAUGUAAUAAGCACAGUGCUUUUGAUCUUAAAAUAUAAUUAAUUCAGUUCUGAUCAUGGGUGGCUGUUUGCUUUCAAUGAGAAAGCACAUAUGUAAAGCAAAAGUUAAAAUUGGAUCAGAUAAUGUGUAUCUCUGUCCAGGUGUGCCGACUUUAUAGAAUACUUAGAAAUGCCAACAUUAGUUUAUUUUCUUUUACUCUGUUGGGUAUGUGGAACUUUAUUUAGAAGAAUAAAUUGAGAGUCCAAAGACACCUGGAGGAAAAAAUACUAAAAAAACCACAUUUCUAAUUAGCUGAAAAUUGUCACUACCAGAAGAGCCACAAUGUAACUCCAACUUGCAUUGUUUUAAGUAAGCACAAACAAGAUUGUGUAAUCUAAGAUACAUAAGCUAAUUUGUACUGUGCAUUUUACAGUUUUAAAGCCUGAGUGGAAAUGGGUAUAUUUACUUGUCCAUCAUUUGUUUGUAUGUUUGUGUACCUGCUUCUCAGUAAACUAGAAGAAAUGGUAUCUCAAAACUGUAGAGGAGUAUUGAAUACAGAAACAACAUGAUUGUGUGCUGUUUCCUCAGUAUUCAAAAUGAGUGAAGUUUUCUUUAUUUUUUUCUCUUGAAAAACUGUUUGCUUUGUUAUUUUUGUCAUCUAUCUUAAAAUUGGCCAGUAUCCAGUGAAUUGUGAGAGAAAAUGCUAAAUAUUUAGCCUUCUAGCUAGAACUUCUUGUGCUGCUAAAUUAUGAUUUCUCAGUUGCCCCGCACUGUUAGCACACUUUCAUUCUUUAACAUUGCUCUUUGUUCCUGAGGAAAAUGCUAUAAGAAAAUAGGAAUUUCCUCUCACCAUUACGCCUCUGGCAGUGUGUUUCCAUCUAAUUCCUGGCUGGCACUCUGUCCAGGUUACAACCCCUUCUCAUUACUAGCAGAGUCUAAAUUCUGCUCAUCUACUAAAAGGGGGAUUCCAGACAGACGAGGAAACAGCUUUCAAACACUGCACUGCAGGCAUAUUAAGUUAUUCCCCCAAUGUGCAGUCGGGAAAUCAGGGACCACUUCUCUGGCGAUGAAUUCUAAUGAGCUGCUAAAGAUGCCGAAGGGUGUGUGCACACAGGCGUUUUCUUUCCCCUCCCCCCUUCUUCCUUUUCCCAAGCCCCCUCUUCUCCCCGUUUCCCCUCCUCCUCCUCCUUUAUCCCCUCCCUCUGUGUCUCAGUUCUGCAGUAAACGGGGCUGAGGCACAUUCCUGCACUGCAAGGCUUUCUCUUAAGGAUGUUUUGUGGCUUUUGUUUGGAUUGCAGCAUGCAGAAUUACAGCUGUUCAGAGGAGACUCAUUACAACUCUUGCUGAAGCUCCUAAUCUUCCUCCCUUCUCUUCUGCCCCUAACCCCUACCCUCAUUGGCCUGAAGACAAUGUACCCAGAGUUUGCCUUACUCCCCUGGCGCUAUGUGUAUGGUAAACCUGGUACUAUGGCCACAUCUGGGACUGGCCAGACAACUGCUGCUGGUUCUCCCUAUUCCAAGAAGGAUUUAAAGGGGAAUUACACUGCAGGCAAUGCACCAGAGCAGCAUCAGGAGCUUGGGGACUAAGGCUCCUCUGGCAUUAUUACAGACACACAGAGCUGACCGCAAUGACAGCAGCUGCUCCUUUGAACUGUUGGCAGCAGCCAAGCGGCAGCAUGAAGUGAGAGAUCACUCCUGAGCUCAAGAUGAACUCUACCUUGGAUGGUAAUCAGAGCAGCCGCCCUUUUUGCCUCUUGACAUUUGGCUAUUUGGAAACUGUCAAUUUUUGCCUUUUGGAAGUAUUGAUUAUUGUCUUUCUCACCGUAUUGAUUAUUUCUGGCAACAUCAUUGUGAUUUUUGUAUUUCACUGUGCACCUUUGUUGAACCACCAUACUACAAGUUAUUUUAUUCAGACUAUGGCAUAUGCUGACCUCUUGGUUGGGGUAAGCUGCUUGGUCCCUUCUUUAUCACUCCUCCACUACCCCCUCCCAGUAGAGGAGUCUUUGACUUGCCAGGUAUUUGGUUUUGUAGUAUCAGUUCUGAAGAGUGUCUCCAUGGCCUCUCUGGCCUGUAUCAGCAUCGAUAGAUAUAUUGCCAUCACUAAACCUUUAACCUAUAAUACUCUGGUUACACCUUGGAGACUACGCCUGUGUAUUUUCCUGAUUUGGCUAUAUUCCACCCUGGUCUUCCUGCCUUCCUUUUUCCACUGGGGCAAACCUGGAUAUCAUGGAGAUGUGUUUCAGUGGUGUGCAGAGUCCUGGCACACCGACCCCUACUUCACCCUGUUCAUCGUGAUGAUGUUAUAUGCCCCGGCAGCCCUCAUUGUGUGCUUCACCUAUUUCAACAUCUUCCGCAUCUGCCAACAGCACACAAAGGAAAUCAGCGAAAGGCAAGCCCGCUUCAGCAACCAGAGUGGGGAGACUGGGGAGGUGCAGAGCUGUUCCGAUAAGCGCUAUGCCAUGGUCCUGUUCCGAAUUACUAGUGUAUUUUACAUCCUCUGGUUGCCAUACAUCAUCUACUUCUUAUUGGAGAGCUCCACUGGCCACAGCAACCGCUUCGCAUCCUUCUUGACCACCUGGCUUGCUAUUAGUAACAGUUUCUGUAACUGUGUCAUUUAUAGUCUCUCCAACAGUGUCUUCCAAAGGGGACUAAAGCGCCUCUCAGGGGCCAUGUGUACUUCUUGUGCAAGUCAGACCAUAGCUAAGGACCCUUACACAGUUAGGAGCAAAGACCCCCUUAACGGAUGCCAUAUCUGAAGUGACUCAGAUAUUGGAUCACUGUGUGUGUGUGUGUGUGUGUGUGUGUGUGUGUGUGUGUGUGUUUGUUUCCUUUUUAUCUCUUUGUAUCCCUAGCUUACUAGGAGAUCUGGGACAAAAUAAUUCAACUCUAAGCAGUAGCAAACAAAUGAUCCAUUGAACAUACCUUCUAAGUUUGCAGAAAUUAUUUUCUAAAAAGUGCUUUGAAUCGGACAAUCAGGAUCAUGAAGAUAAAUUGCUCUUGGUUCCAGUUUUUGUAAUGUCAUGGAAAUGAUGACAUUUUGAAGAUUUAAAAUAAAUAAAACCAUAUCUAACACCUCUCUUCAGCUGGCAUGACUGAACCUGGGUGUGAAAAGCGUCAGCAUUUUUAAAAAGUCAUUUUCCUGUCGCUUUUCUAGGCUCUUUCUGUUUGGGCUUCAUGUGCAAUUGAAUUCUUUUAAGGGGAAUAUUAAAAAAUAGUGAUGAAUUAACAGGAUUUAAAUUUUGCUUUAUAUAUGCCAAAGUAGAACUACACUGCAGACUUCAGCACUGUCAUUUAGAAAGCCAAAUGUUUUAUGUUUUAGGUCUUCUCUUGAGAGAAUUCUCAAUACAUAUUGUUGAAUAACAUGAACACCUAAGUGUUAAUUUUAGAAUUUUGCAGUGCACCAUGAGUGAAGCAAAAAGGCAGUCAAAUCAUACCAUUUAGGAAAAAUUGAGCUACUUUCUGUGGCAUGCUUCAUGGGGAUCUAAAGAAAUGUGUGCAUGGAAAGUGAUUGCGCUGUAGUGUUUUUGCCCAUGCCUUUGUGUGUGUGUGUAUUGAAAACGUUUGAAUUUAGAUUUCUCUUUACAGCAAAGUGUAUUUUAAUAAGCUGAAAAACAAAUGAUAGGUUAAUGGCUGCCAUUUUUAUAAUGGUGAAAAUAUAUAGUAAUGAAUCUUCAGUCUUCUUUUUUUUUUAAUCCACAAACUUUGAAAUGUCAGAAUAUCUGGGAGAAAAAGAUGUCCUAAUAAGCAACUGAGUCAGAAAAUAUACUGUAUAUUUAACUAGUUCCUUUUUUAAAUAGAAGGGGAUUGAGAUGUUCUCUUUGUGGUUAAAUGGAAUCAACAAAGUAGCAUCUAAUCUUUUUAAAAGCAUUUUUUUGGUGUUAAGAAAUGCACAUUUGAAUGCGAGAAGGAGAAAUUCGGAUUAAGUCUCUUUUAUUGCUCUUCUCUUUCUGGACAAAAAAAUCCUUUGAUGUAACAGUUCUUUACUUAGUCUUUUUUUUUUAAAGCCAAAGUACUAGCAAAAUCUAUAGGAUUUUUAUUAUUUAUUCUGUAGAAUUAUUGAAAGUGCUGUGUAUUGUAUGUACUGGUGAUGUUUUGUUCUUCAAGUGAUUAUCUUUAGAACAAGAAGUUUAUUUUUCUAAAAGGAGAGAAGGAUUUCCCAGCAGCUCCAGGCAUGAGAGUAUUUCCUCUGCUUUUCUACUGGUUUUAAUGUUUUGGAAGUCUUCAGGGGGCUUAUGUGAUCUCUGCCUUUGGCUAGAUGUUAUAAUCUGAAUACAACAAUGGUAUUCAGUGAGAUGGAAGAAACCCAAGGGAAAUGGGUAAAGUGGAGUUUUGAAUCCAACAAAGGAUGCAGAUAUUUAUAAAACAGGCAAAUAGGCUUUGGUUUUCUGUCAUGAUAUUAGAAAACCUACUACCCCUUUUAAUAUAAAGGGCAGCAUUCUUAACGAUUUUAGGUCUUAGAUUUUAACUUCAAAUGUGUGCUGUACUUUAAACUUUUUUAUUUUAAGUGAAUAAGUAUUACAUAAACAUUUAAAUUUCAGAUUCUGAAUUCUUCCCAAAAGCUUGCUUGCUCUUUAUAUUUAGUACUAAAAAACUUGAUUCUAAGCUGUUUCAGUAUUUAGAACUCAUGUUGAAAUUGCAAGUUAUAUUAGCAGUGGCUCUGUUAAAUUGCCAUUUGAAUUGAAAAACCUUUUCUCUUGUAUUUUGAAAAAUGGUUAUGCAUAUUUCUCCUUUAUUUACAUGCCACAAAUCUAAAGAAAAACAAAGUUUCCUUUUUCUUCAUACAUGUUGGAGAAAGUAACCUGUUCAGAUUUGCAGUUUGCUUGUGAGUUUUAGUUUAGCAAAGAUGAGAAUCUUAAAGAUUAAUUUUUAUAAAAAACUGAUGUUAAAUCGGUGGAGUUUUGCUUUUGGGGGAUGCUGAGCCCUUUUAAUUUUUUCCUGCAGUAGCAUUCCAUCUUGUGAGAAAGAGAAAACUCUUUGAGAAAGAUCUUAAUGGAAAUUUUAUGGAAAGACCACUGGAAGUGGCUAAUCAAGCUGAUCUUUUUUUUUAAUUUUUUAAUUUAUUUAUUUUUUUAAGUUACAUCC